This is a messenger RNA of Hyalella azteca, 1987 nucleotides long. RefSeq names its product cytochrome c oxidase assembly protein COX11, mitochondrial-like (gene Cox11). Bases 136 to 972 code for a protein of 278 amino acids. The transcript is spliced from 4 exons. Lineage: Eukaryota; Metazoa; Arthropoda; Malacostraca; Amphipoda; Hyalellidae. The record is from RefSeq and is a predicted model, not a curated record. Gene Ontology annotation, cellular component: mitochondrial inner membrane. Gene Ontology annotation, molecular function: copper ion binding.
UAUUAAAAAAAACUAAAAGUGGUAUAAGUUACCCUGGGAGUCUAUGUUACCCCCUUUUAGGGUAUAUUUAAUUGAGCGUUCUCAUAUAUUGAACAUUCUUCAUCAAAACAGAUGAAUUAUAAAUAAAUAUUCAUAAUGAAUUUAAGUACUUUUCACAAAAACAUGAUUGCUCAUAAGAAAUUUUUAUUGGUAACUUACAACAAAAUAUCCACAAAGAAUGUUGCAAAACUUUUUGCAAUACUGCCAAUCAAGUCAAGGCCCAUCUGCUCCUUAUCUAGUUAUACAUUUAAGUUGAGUGGUCCUUUUGAAGCUUCUCUUUUAAAAAUUCAUAAAAAUCAUGUUUCUUGUCAAAGAAGGCCAUUUUCCUGUACUCCUAUGAACAAGAGUCAGAGAGAAUCACAAGAGAAAAACCUGAGGUCAACUCUGUACUAUGUUGCUGCUGUGGGGGUGCUAGUUUUUGGCCUUUCUUAUGCUGCUGUUCCACUCUACAGAAUAUUUUGUCAGGCUUAUAGUUAUGGUGGAACUGUGCAGCAUGCAGAAGAUGCUGAAAAAGUUGCUGGUCUUGAAUCGGUUAAAGACCGGAAAAUCACAAUAAAUUUUAAUGCUGACACCUCUGCAAUGACUUGGAACUUCAGACCAUUGCAGAGGAAAGUUGAGGUCAUACCUGGUGAAACAGCCCUUGCAUUCUACACGGCUACUAACCCAACAGACAAGCCUGUUAUUGGGGUGUCAACAUACAAUGUAUUACCCUUCGAGGCUGGCCAAUACUUCAACAAAAUUCAAUGCUUUUGUUUUGAGGAACAAAUGCUCAAUCCCAAAGAAGAGGUUCAAAUGCCCGUCUUCUUCUACAUUGACCCCGAGUUCGCUGCAGAUCCCGCUAUGGACAAUGUGCAAACCAUCACAUUGUCGUACACAUUCUUUGAGGCCAAGCCUGGUAUGGACAUACCCCUGCCGGGCUUCCUCAAACGGUGAAAAACUCAACAGCCGUGUCUUAGUUGUACAUUUUGUUACACAUGUACCUAUUUAUGUUGGAUUUCUAUUUAUGUUGGAUGUAAUUGAAAGUAGGUUUUUGUAUCUAUGUACGGCAUAAUAGUCUAUAGAAACUUUUAAGAGAAAGGCCAAUUGUUGCCUCUCCUAAUGUGCAAUUUCAUCUCUAAGAAUUUCUGAACACCGGUAAUAAGCAAUUGUCUGCGUUCUCUUAUCAUCGUAAGCAGCCACAAGCAAAUUAAAUACAUUUUCCAUCCGAAUACCAAACUAAUUUUAAAGAAAGAAUAGUCUUGAAUAAUGGAAUUUUCAUCGCAAGUUUGCAUACGAAUUAAUUCAAACAAUCUUUAAAUUUGCAAUUUGCUGCUGUUGAGGAGGGGAAUAAAAUAUUCGUUGAAUUAUUUUCUUUCUUACUAAUGGUGGCAAGCUUGUGCUGCCGUCCGGCCAAUAAUCUGAAUUUAUAUCAUUCACAAUGUUAGUUAACCUCGCUAUUCUUAGUGAGAUAAUACAGAUCUUUACUACCUUUUCACGCCAAGAAAGUUAAGUUGUCGUUCGUAAUGGUGGCAACCAUACAUGCUUGGUCAAAUAAGGCGCUUCCGCGACGAGUAGCAGUACUUAAGCCCGCGCAUCAACAACUUAUCUUCAAAGUUAUAUCCAACUUCAUUCCGAAUAGGAAAUAAAAGAAACGCUGGUGAAACCUUUUACAAAUUUAGUGAAAAGACAGAAGAUAAUUGCAACUUCCUCCAACACUUGGUCUGAAACGUAUUGCUUCAUUUAUUCCUUCCUCUCCAGUUUUUGAAAGAAAAAUGCAUCCUCGGCUGAAAAUAAAAUAAAAUUAACGUCUUUGCUCUGUCGGCAACAAACUGAACAAGGUCAAACAUGCGCCUAAUAUACAUAUUUCAAUGUCUACCUCCACCAUUCAUCAGAUAAUGAUGCUAGUACUGUGGAGAGGUUCUAACCCAACAAUAUGCUGGAUCAUAACGCAAAUACCGAUUAUUUUACA